AUGUUCACCAAGGCCUCCGUCGUUGCUUUCUUCGCCAGCAUGGCUGCUGCACAGCUCCACCCCGCCGUUGGCGAGCCCUCUGGCAACCCCAUCACCCGUCCCUUGAACGAGGUUGUCCCGGCUUGCAAGGCCUUCACCAUCACCUGGCAGCCAACCACCACCAACACCGUCUCGCUGCUCCUGCUCCGUGGCCCCUCCACCAACGUUGUUCCCAUCCAGACUCUUGCUGAGGGCAUCAACAACUCGGGCUCCUUCUCCUGGACCCCUGCCUCCACCCUCGAGGCUGAUGUCACCCACUACGGACUCCAGCUGAUCGACGACGUCAACGGCCAGUACCAGUACUCCACCCAGUUCGGCAUCUCCAAGGACGACUGCUCCGUUGCCGUUUCUUCCAGCUCCGUUGCUCCCGUUGUCCCUUCCUCUGCCCCGGCCCCUUCCUCCGCCCCAGCCGCUAGCUCCGCCCCGGCCGCCAUCUCCACCCCUGCCGGCUACCCCGUUGCCUCUUCUUCUUCCGCCGCCGGCUACCCCGUCGCUUCGUCGUCGGCUGUGAAGCCCUCCGUCGUUGCCCCCUACCCCACCACCGUCAAGACCGUCAGCAGCGCCCACGCCGCUGGCACCGGCGCCCCCGGCUACAACGGCACCAUUGUCCAGCCCACCGGCCACCUGACCGUCCCCAGCUCGCUCCGUCCCUCUGCCACCGGCGCCGGCAACGGCACCAGCUCCGCCACUCUCCCCGAGUCCACCGGCGCUGCUGGCUCCCUCAAGGCUGGUCUCAGCCUUGUCGGUGCUGCCGCCCUCGCCGCGCUCAUGCUCUAG
Molecule: messenger RNA, 816 nt
Organism: Ascochyta rabiei
Lineage: Eukaryota; Fungi; Ascomycota; Dothideomycetes; Pleosporales; Didymellaceae
Exons: 2
Coding region: 1-816 (271 amino acids)
Source: RefSeq, a predicted model, not a curated record